Molecule: messenger RNA, 1675 nt
Organism: Populus euphratica (Euphrates poplar)
Lineage: Eukaryota; Viridiplantae; Streptophyta; Magnoliopsida; Malpighiales; Salicaceae
Product: expansin-A20-like
Exons: 3
Coding region: 611-1381 (256 amino acids)
Biological process (GO): plant-type cell wall organization
Cellular component (GO): extracellular region
Source: RefSeq, a predicted model, not a curated record
UGCAAGCACAGCAGAGGCAACCGCGUGGUCAUAAAUUUCACCAGACAUCUUGCUUCAUUUCAUAGAAGCCAAUCAACUCCAAAUAUACUCAUCAAGCUUCCAAUGAGUCAAUCACGCUUUCUCUUCCAUAUGGCCAUGGGGUUCCCGCUUGGUUUCUUCUCAAAAGACGAGCCAAAUUAUGUAAAUAACAACAAAUGUGUGCAGGCAAGUAGAAACAGGGCCAAAGACUUUCCGCUCUCCGUGUCUGCCACAACAACAAACCAUGCAACCUCCAUACACAAUCCCUAAACCCUUUUUUGGGUUUACAUUCCCAGCUUGAAAAAAUCAAAGAAAAGAAGGCAUUGCUUUUGUCCAUGAUAGACCAAAGCUACCCUUCCUCUCGGGUUUGCUGCACGUCCCUACAUUUUGGACUACGGUCUUCCAAAGAGAGCCUAUUUGUCAAAAUUUCACAGUUUCGUCUAAGGGGUGGCCAUCUGACCAACAAAGCUAGCUUCAUUUCAGCAAGGAGAUUCGGGUCAUUUCCCAAAGAAAAGGGUGGUCUUUCUCUUCACUCGAGACCAUAAUUUCACAGAGAAGAGAAGAAUCUCAUCAAGUACAAAUCAGAAUUCUCAUGGUCGUUGCUUAUCAAAUGGGUGCUCUAAAAGCCAUGCUUCUCUACUUGAUUAUACACCAGACAUGGAAGAUCACCGCUGAUGAUGAGGAAUGGAAGUCUGCCACUGCAACAUACGUUAAGGAAACAAAUGGAUCCAUCGUUGUAGAAGGUGCUUGUGGGUAUGCGGACCUUCACAAGGCCACCUAUGGAAAGUACAGUGCUGGACUAAGUAGCAUGCUGUUCAACAGAGGGAGUACCUGUGGGGCUUGCUUCGAGGUCAGAUGUGUCGACCACAUCUUAUGGUGCCUGCAGGGUAGCCCCUCAGUCAUUCUCACUGCAACAGAUUUCUGCCCUCCCAAUUACGGGCUUUCGGCGGAUUAUGGUGGCUGGUGUAAUUUCCCGAAAGAACAUUUUGAGAUGUCAGAGGCAGCAUUUACUGAAAUCGCAGAGAGAAAAGCUGAUAUUGUGCCAGUUCAACACAGAAGGGUGAAGGGUGUAAGAAGGGGUGGACUGAGAUUCACAGUGAGUGGAAAUUUUCACUUCUAUCAAGUCCUGAUCUCUAAUGUGGGGUUGGAUGGCGAGGUGAUUGCUGUGAAAGUGAAGGGUUCGAAAACAGCUUGGAUACCUAUGGCAAGAAACUGGGGACAAAACUGGCAAUCUAAUGUCAACCUUAUUGGACAACCUCUAUCUUUCGAGGUUACAACCAGCAGCAGAAAAACACUCACAUCUUACAAUGUUGCACCAGCAAACUGGCAAUUCGGUCAGACAUUUGAAGGCAAACAAUUCUAGUGUGAGAGGCUUUUAGGCUCGAGGCAAAGGUUCACACUUCUCUUUUGCUUAGAAUGACUAAAAUUCUCCUGCUAUGUGAUGAAGUUGGUUCUUGGUCAAAAGAAGGUAAGAAAGUUGUAAAAGAAAGUUGGGGAAAAAAGGAGUGCAAGGUCCCAGUUUUGUCUCGUUACGUGCUUUUCAGAGUAGAAAGUUAACUGCUCUUGAAAUGUGUAACUACUGAAAUGUUUAAAGUUUAUAUUCACUUCAAAAGACAAGAGAAAAGUUUAAGAUAUGUAUUUCUUACCGUGAGUUUUU